Hydra vulgaris (swiftwater hydra) is the source of this 1491-nucleotide messenger RNA. NCBI's taxonomy places the organism in Eukaryota, Metazoa, Cnidaria, Hydrozoa, Anthoathecata, Hydridae. The record is from RefSeq and is a predicted model, not a curated record.
AUGAUUGAGGAUUACAUACACCAUUCAAUGCCAGUUGUACUUGCUGAACAGACUGCUCUUCGUCAAAUUGAAUCUAUAAUUAAUCAGAGUGAAAAUGAUGAUGGAGAUAUUCAGGUAUUUAUUGAUGAAGCAAAUCGAGUUAGACCAUUAUUAAACGAUAAUCAGCGUAAUGUAGCUGAUGCAAUCCUUGCUGCACUUAGUGAAGAACCUAAUAAUGAAAAUAAGCAUUCAAGAUUUUUCUUUAUGGAUGGGCCUGCCGGUUGUGGUAAAACAUUUACUUACAAUUAUUUAAUUGCUGAAACACGCAGCAGGCAUAUUAGAACUGCAACAGCUGCAUGGACAGGAAUAGCUGCAACUCUUCUUAAGAAUGGAUGCACAUUGCACGGCUUAUUCAAACUUCCUGUUCCAAUUUCGGAAACUAGCACAUGUAAUGUAACUCCAAACUCCAUUCAUGGUAGAUUCCUGAGACAAGUUAGUUUAUAUUUACUCGAUGAAGCAUCUAUGAUACCCAAACAUGCUUUGAGUACCAUUGAUAAGUUAUUACAAGAUAUUUGUAAUAAUAAGUUUCCUUUUGGUGGUAAAGUUAUUCUUAUGGGCGGAGAUUUUCGACAAAUACUUCCAGUUGUGAAGAGAGGUCGACCAGCAGAUGUUGUAGAAUCAUGUAUAAAGUGUUCUGAACAUUGGCAAUAUGUGCAAAGGUUUUCAUUAACUGAAAAUAUGAGGGUUCAGAUAGGAGAAGAGGAAUUUUCUCAAUGGCUUUUAAAGCUUGGAAGUGGAACAUUACCUGUCAAGCCUGAAGAUCCUUUGCAAGGGUGUAUUGAAAUACCUGAGCAGUGUUUUCUCAAUGAUAAUGAAUCUAUUGUGGAAAAGAUUUUUGGUGGUGCAGAAGAAGCUGAUUAUGCAAAACGUGCUAUUUUAACACCAACAAAUGUUGAUUCAUUGGCAAUAAAUGAACAAGUCGUUCAUCAAUUACCGGGUGAUGUUAAAACUUAUUUAAGUUCAGAUAGCAUUGAAACUGAUGAUCAUAAUGAAAUUUAUAAUUUUCCAGUUGAGUUUUUAAAUACUUUGACUCCAUCAGGUAUGCCUGUUCAAUGCCUAAAGUUGAAAAUUGGUGCUGUUAUAAUGCUACUUAGAAAUUUAGAUCUCAAAGGUGGACUUUGUAAUGGAAUACGUUUGAUGGUGCGUGCACUACAAAACAAUUACAUUGAUGGUGAGGUUCUAACAGGUGUAUCAGCUGGUAACAGGGUAUUUGUUCCUCGAGUUCAAUUAGCUUCAUCAGAUUCAAAUUUACCUUUUACACUUAAACGUCGUCAAUUUCCAGUUAGGCUAGCAUACUCAAUGACCAUAAAUAAAAGUCAAGGUCAAACAUUUGAUAAAAUUGGUGUUUAUCUCAAAAAGCCUUGCUUUUCACACGGCCAAUCAGGUGGUGUUACUUGGCAACGUGUAGUGCAAGAUUGUGAUCCUUGCCAGCCAAGUGGUUUUACUAAUUAG